Molecule: messenger RNA, 662 nt
Organism: Limulus polyphemus (Atlantic horseshoe crab)
Lineage: Eukaryota; Metazoa; Arthropoda; Merostomata; Xiphosura; Limulidae
Product: probable tRNA pseudouridine synthase 2
Exons: 6
Coding region: 76-618 (180 amino acids)
Biological process (GO): pseudouridine synthesis; RNA processing
Molecular function (GO): pseudouridine synthase activity; RNA binding
Source: RefSeq, a predicted model, not a curated record
UGUGUUAGUGUUAGAUACGUACGUACUGUAAAGAACAUUGCAGGCCUCAACUUUGUAAUUUUUUACGUAAAAAAAAUGAGAACCAUAUGUAAUGCUGAAGAGGCUUGGAAACUUUUAAAUGGUAUAUUUUGCAUUUACAAACCAGCUGGACUAAGUGUAUACAAAGUCAGGGAAGUUUUGAUUGGAAAUAUUGUAAGAGACUUGAAUUUGAUGAAUGUACGACCACCUCGUGAUUAUGUAAAAAUUGAAGGUUCAGUAGCUAGUGGGAAAGCACUAACUAUAUCAACAGUUCCAAAUUAUGCAGACCAUAUGUUAGUUACAGGCCCAAGAUAUCAGCCACAAGAUGUUCGCCUAACUUGGAUUACAUUUCUUGGAUGGUCUGUUUCUGGAGUUCUUGUAAUGGCAGUGAACAGAGGAAACAGACUAUUAUUUAAGUAUCGAGAAAGUAAACAUUUACAUAGUUUUGAAUUGAAGGGAAAAUUUGGUUUAGCAACUGACAAUUUCAUGGUGGAUGGUAGAAUUGUAGAAAAGGCUACAUACGAUCACAUUAACGAGUGGAAGAUCAACAAAGUGUUGGCAGCCGUACAAGCUUCUCACCAGGCUCAGAUGUUUAAGUAAGUAGAUCGUGGAUUAGGCUAUUAAUACGACGAUUUCUGUGGGAG